AUGGUAACAAGGAUUACUUCAGCAGCAGUUGUGAUUGUGUAUCUUGUAAUCCGGGAUAUCUUGUUCUUCUCCUCUAAAUCAUCCUGCUCAGCUCCUCAUCAAGAUGAUAUUGAUCAUCAUCAUGAACAAGUUUCUUUCACUGGUAUAUUUUACCAUAUUUUGACCUUUACAAAACCUAGUUAUUUGUUCAUAUUUUUCAUCUUUAACAUCCUUCUGGUUGGUGUCCUUUUGGGAAUUUCUUCUCAUCUUUCUGUGUCAUCAGAAAACAGAGAAGAACUGUCCAUCUCUUCGUUCAUUGAUUCAUACGAAGGUCAAAAAAGUGUUAAAGAAGAGAAAGAUGAAGACAACAAUAUUAAGCAACUGGAGUACUUCUACAAGGACUAUUUCAUCCGGCCUGGAGUAGUUUAUGUUGACUAUGAAGAAGAAGAAGAAGAACAAUCCCAUCAAGAAAGUGGUUUCGAUUUCGACUUCAAGAAUGAUUUGUUCAACAACACAGAAGAAGUAGUUUUUGGUCUUCCUUAUUAUGGUUAUGGUGAUUUUUAUGAUCAUGAUUAUCAUCAAGAAGGGUACAACGAAGAAUUUGUCCCAAAAAUAGUGCACGUUGAAUAUUACAAGAAAGGAUUAAUAGAAGGAGUCGAAGGCCGGAGCCGCGGCGUCUUUCUUGAUGAUGGUUGUAAAAAGAAGGAUGAUCAUGGAGCAAAAGAUGAGUUUUUGAUUGGUGAGUUCGAGGAGUAUUGGAAUUAUGAAUAUGAUGGUGAGGAGGAGGAGGAGGAGGAGUACGGUGGUUAUGAAGAUUUAGAUGAUAUUGAUGAUUUCAACAAGAGGAUUGAACAAUUUAUUGAUGAGAAUACCAAGAAAUGGAGGGAGGAACUCCAGAGUGACAUGUUGUUGUUAGAUUGGGAAAGGCCAUCUCUGAAGCUCUUCUCCAGGUUAGCCAAGAUGUUUCCUUUCAUCAUGUUGGCAACAGGAUUAAACAAUGAGAGUAUGGAAAUUGUCGAUCAUUAUUUGCUGAAACACGAGAUGGUGACACCAGAAAAGAUUAAUCUGAGAGCUGGAAAUCAUUCAUGGAUUAUCGAUGUAUCGGAUUCCGAAGGACAUUUGGUCCUUUUCUCUGGUAAUGGUUGGAAAGCUUUUGUUCAACAAAGCAAACUAGCUAUGCUAGAUGUAAUCCUCUUUAAGUCCAAGACACCCCAAGAAAUCGAAGUUUCUGUAUUCGACCGGCAUUCGCGAUUGCUGAAAUUCCCAUGUAACAAUGUUCAACCAGGAGGUGCUGCUGAUUUUUGUAUGAAGUUGUCUGAUGGCUAUGAGCUAGUAAGCGAACUUCCUGGGAACAUAAAGGUGGCAGGCACUAAUGGAAGUAUGUGUAAAGUGUGCCUCAAAACAUGGAGGGGAGAGUUCAAAGCAAAUCUGAAGAAAUGCAAUCAGGGAGGAAGCUUUUUUGUUGGUUCUGGUUGGGAAAAGUUUUGUCAAGAGCACCAGAUUGAUGUGACUAGUCUUUUAGUCGUUCGCGAAAGCGAGAGGUUUAAGUUCGACAUUAUCGCUUGCAAGAUGUUAGAAUGCAGUGGCUACUCAGUAUGGGUGGAAAGGUUCAUAGGGGAAUAUCCAAUUGCUGCAGUUCCUUCCCAAAUGCAUCAAAAUGUCAAGAAAAGACCAGGUGCUUCUUCUGCAAGAGGAGGCAUCAGAAGAGAUGAUAUCCAGUUUGAACUUAUAAUUCAGAAGUACCACGAUCGCAAUUACAUGACUGUUCCAUCUUACUUCAUGAAUCUGUUCGACUUGCGCAAGAAGAGAAGAGCGAUCAUGUGCACAGAUAAAGGCAGAUUUGAGAUGGAGAUCAAGAAUUUUCCGAAUAUCAGGUUGGAACAGACUAAGCAUGUGGUGCUGCGCAACGGUUGGUGGAACUUCUAUAAGGUGAAUCGGCUGAAAGAAGGCUCAAUGUGCGUAUUCAAGCUGAACAAAUGCGAUGAGGAGAAUACUUCUUCGACAUGUGUGAUGGAUGUUGCGAUAUUUAGGCCCUGA
This is a messenger RNA of Oldenlandia corymbosa var. corymbosa, 2016 nucleotides long. Lineage: Eukaryota; Viridiplantae; Streptophyta; Magnoliopsida; Gentianales; Rubiaceae. The record is from the annotation of a GenBank genome assembly.